AUGAAGCGUGUCCCAAAAGUUGCCGACGGUCUGCCCCCGAGGGUCAUCCGGGCCUUCUACGGAGCCAUGUCAAACGGACCCCCUAGGACGGCUGGGGCAGCGUAUGCAUUUAAUCCGGAAAAUGUUCUUAUUGGCGACGCGGAGGAGUUGGAGGCCUGGCUCAAGACCAGUGAAGCCAAACCUUUGAGGCUUUGUGCUGUGCUCCAUAGGCCUCGUGUGUAA
Molecule: messenger RNA, 222 nt
Organism: Morchella importuna
Lineage: Eukaryota; Fungi; Ascomycota; Pezizomycetes; Pezizales; Morchellaceae
Exons: 1
Coding region: 1-222 (73 amino acids)
Source: RefSeq, a predicted model, not a curated record